GGGUAUAAAAAAGUAUAAAUAAUGAUAUAAAUAAUAUGAAAUUGAACGCAGUUUCCAAACAGCUCCACUAGAUGGAGAUUUCGUUCCAGCUUGUUUUGAUUCCGCCGGCCUCGCGCAGAAGGAGGCCGGUUAGCCAAUCACAUGAGGUUUGGCCAGCAUCCCAAAUUCUGAAUAUGCAAAGCAGAAAAGAAGUAACAACAACGCUACUCUCUAAACACUAAUCACUGAACGAAAGACCACAGUGGAAAGAUUCACUGUAUCAAAAGUGUGUCGUUGCCAUGGAAACUGAGGGUAAGGUGAUCGAGUGCAAGGCAGCAGUGGCCUGGGAACCAGGAAAAUCACUCUCCAUUGAGAAGGUGGAGGUUGCCCCUCCCAAAGCACAUGAAGUACGAAUUAAGAUAGUAGCAUCUGGAGUAUGCCACUCAGAUUGGGCUUACCUGUAUGAUGUUGCUAAAAUGAAGCCACGACCUUUUCCUUUGAUCCUGGGACAUGAAGGAGCUGGGAUUGUGGAGAGUGUUGGUCCAGGUGUCACAAAGGUAUCUAAAGGAGAUAAAGUCAUUCCUCUGUUCCUGCCACAGUGUGGGCAGUGUGAACGCUGCCUGAGUCCAAAGACAAACCUUUGCACCAAAAACUGGGACAAAACUCAACAGGGUGUUCUUGCAGAUGGCACCAGCAGGAUCACCUGCAAGAAUCAGCAGAUUUACCAGUUUAUUGGUAUCAGCACCUUCUCUGAAUAUACUGUUGUUCCAGAGGACAAUGUCACCAAGAUUCACCCAGACGCUCCACUGGACAAAGUCUGUCUGCUGGGCUGUGGAGUGUCUACAGGAUACGGAGCAGCAGUGAACACAGGCAAAGUAGAAUCUGGCUCUACGUGUGCGGUGUUUGGUUUGGGAGCUGUUGGACUGGCAGCUGUCAUGGGAUGCAAGGCUGCUGGUGCUUCCAGGAUCAUCGCUGUAGACAUCAACCCAGACAAGUCUGAGAUCGCCAAGACUUUUGGAGCAACUGAGUUUGUGAACCCUAAAGACCACAGUAAACCCAUUCAGGAGGUGCUGAGGGAGCUGACUAAUGGUGGUGUUGACUUCUCUCUUGAGUGUGUGGGGAAUGUGGGAGUAAUGAGGGCUGCUGUGGAAGCAUGCAGUCCUGCAGGGGGGAUUUGUGUGAUUGUGGGUUGGAUUGAGGUGGAGGAACUUUCUCUAGCCCCCCUGGAUAUCCUACUAGGAAGAACUCUGAAAGGCACUUAUUUUGGAGGUUGGAAGAGUGUUGAGGUGGUGCCCAGACUUGUUCAAGACUAUAUGAGCGGGAAGCUUCUGCUGGAUGAAUUUGUGACACACAGACUGACUCUAGAUCUAGUUAACCAGGCCUUUGAUCACAUGAUCACUGGGAAAAGUAUCCGGACAGUGAUUGAGAUGUGAAAUGGAGAUGAUUCUCAAUAUUCUUCAAACAACUCAAGUAUUCUGGAGAAUACAAGGACCAUGUCUGUUAUGAUCAGAAACUGUUCCACACAAUAAAGCCAAGUUUGUUGAAUUUGAUUUGGUUGUAUCUCUUCUCUAUUAGCAGCAGAUGGCAAGCUUGCACUGCAGGACAUCCUUAUUUACGCCAUUUUUUUUCUCUCAAUAUACACUGUACAGCAAGAGUAUCUCUCCCUUCUGUGUGCCUUGAAAUUAAAAUUAAAAUUUCACCGGUCUGACUUUUA
Molecule: messenger RNA, 1693 nt
Organism: Onychostoma macrolepis
Lineage: Eukaryota; Metazoa; Chordata; Actinopteri; Cypriniformes; Cyprinidae
Gene: adh5l
Product: alcohol dehydrogenase 5-like
Exons: 11
Coding region: 279-1412 (377 amino acids)
Biological process (GO): formaldehyde catabolic process
Cellular component (GO): cytosol
Molecular function (GO): S-(hydroxymethyl)glutathione dehydrogenase [NAD(P)+] activity; zinc ion binding
Source: RefSeq, a predicted model, not a curated record